Molecule: messenger RNA, 453 nt
Organism: Thlaspi arvense
Lineage: Eukaryota; Viridiplantae; Streptophyta; Magnoliopsida; Brassicales; Brassicaceae
Source: the annotation of a GenBank genome assembly
AUGGCGGCGGCGAAUCUACAAGUGGCUGUUUCCGAUGACCUGAACUAUGAAAUGUGGGCUCCGAUCAUGAAAACUACACUCGUGGAGAAAAAACUUUGGGAUGCUGUUGAGAACGGAGUCUCGCCGGAUCCAACGAAGAUUCCAGGGUUAGCGUCGACGAUUCAAGCCGAAGAGCUUUCCAAAUGGAGAGAUCUCGCGAGAAAAGACAUGAAAGCGCUCCAGAUUCUGCAGUCCUCUCUCCCAGAGUCGGUUUUCAGGAAGACUCUCUCGGCUUCUUCGGCGAAAGACGUUUGGGAUUUGCUCAAAAUAGGUAACGAAGAAGCGAAGCUCGUUGAGUUAGAGAAUCGAUUCGAGGAACUUAGUAUGCAUAAAGGAGAAGCGAUGGAUUCCUACGUUGAUAGAGUUGUGAAAAUCACUGAACAGUUCCGCGAUUUGAAAAAAUGCGAAGCCUGA